This is a messenger RNA of Polypterus senegalus (gray bichir), 6604 nucleotides long. RefSeq names its product neuroligin 2a (gene nlgn2a). The transcript is spliced from 9 exons. Bases 1342 to 3828 code for a protein of 828 amino acids. Gene Ontology annotation, cellular component: synapse; cell surface; postsynaptic specialization membrane. Gene Ontology annotation, biological process: postsynaptic membrane assembly; presynaptic membrane assembly; modulation of chemical synaptic transmission. The record is from RefSeq and is a predicted model, not a curated record. Lineage: Eukaryota; Metazoa; Chordata; Cladistia; Polypteriformes; Polypteridae. Gene Ontology annotation, molecular function: signaling receptor activity; neurexin family protein binding.
GUGCAUGAAAGCGUCUCAAGCUCUGCCCGCUUCAUCUGGAGGAGCCGCUUGUCAAUGGGGAGGAAUUAAAAAGGGGGAUAACGUUAAAUAACACGGGAAAGAAGAAACGGUAAUGGCAAGAAGUCCGUGAUGCUGGGGCAGGAGGAUAUAGUAGGCUGAAGAUUCGGAACGUCUUCUUUUAUUUAUUUAUUUAUUUAUUUUCAGAUUUUUUUUCCCGCAGGCAUCCGCUAUCCCUAAAUCAGUGAGCGAGGCGAUCAUGUCAUCAGCACCGAGCACAAAGCACUUUGUGUGUGAGAUUUGUUGUGCGGUGGCUUUUUUGCGAAUUGGCUGAAAACACAGCAAGUGCGGAACGGGAAAAAGGGUGUCAGAGAAAACGGAACAGACGGACAAACGGUGGUUGCAAUAAUGACCGACAGACAGAAGAGUGUUCACGGUGAGAGCGCAUUGAGCUUGGAUUUAUAAAAAGGACGCUACCGAUCAGAGGAGAGAUCCGCUCGCUUGCAUAUCUUCCCUGAGUCUAUUCAUGUAUUUUUUUCAGGGGAGGCGGGUGGACGCUGGAAUGCAUUUGAAAUUCAGAUGAUCACUCUGGAUGGGGUGGGGGGGAGAAGAACGACUGAAUAAAGUCGAGAUGUCGCACGGAUUGCUUUUCUUACCAAGUGAAGAAUGCCCAGAUCUGUUUUUUAAAUGCUCGGGUCAGGUGUUGGCUUGGCUACAAAUAAAAACCCAGCUGCUGCUUUCUGCAACACAGGAGGGGGGUUUGGAGCAGAACUAAAACGAUAUAUCGAUAAAUACAAAAAACGAGGAAGAUUUUCCCCAAACCCCCCAAACUAACCCCCGCCCCGAUCAUUUUUUUAAAAUUAUUUUAAAUCCAGUAUAGGAUGACAACAGUAUCGACGCAUCUGGAAAUCCUUUAAGGAAUAUGACGAGUCUUCACCGAAGCAAGCAAGAUCGAGAAAGGGAAUUAAAAAAUAGAUCUAUAUUCUUAUUCUAAAGCAGAGUGAUAAAGCAAACCCCCCCUAGCGGAUCUCACGUUUUUGAAGACAUCUGGAGGGCAGGCGAGGUGUGCUGGCUGGUGGGGUGGUCCCCGAGUAUCUCCUUCUCCAAUGAAAGCCUCCCAUCAAAAUGGAACGAUUCAAAGAAGGCAAAGCACCUGAAGCUGGCACUCUCAGAGUAUAACCUUGUUGUACUGCAGCUCUGCUUUCCAGAAAGAAGGCCAACUAACACUCCGGACUCCCAGCUUGAGACGAGGUGACACAUUUCACUUUUCGACUGAAGACGUUGCUGCUGUCAGUCUCCUUGCUUCUUCACAGGCCAGUGGUGUGGCACUCUCCAGACGUGGAAAUGUUUCCUGUCAUAUCUCUUUUGUGUGCCACUGUAGCCAGUGUGCCCAGAUUGUGCUGCAGGAGGAGGUCAGAUGUCUGCUUGCUCUGGCUAUCGAGCCUGGUUUUGAGACUCAUCCUCACAUCUUGUCAGAAGGGCGAUGCUAGCACUGGUGGAAAGUAUCCUGUGGUGACAACAAACUAUGGCAAACUACGUGGAAUCAAGAAGGAUCUCAAUAAUGAGAUUUUGGGGCCAGUGGAACAGUACCUCGGAGUGCCUUACGCUACUCCACCAGUGGGUGAAAGACGGUUUCAGCCUCCAGAGGCUCCUGGGUCCUGGUCAGAAGUGCGAAAUGCCACCCACUUUGCCCCUGUUUGCCCUCAGAACAUCCAUGGGGUACUGCCUGAGAUAAUGCUUCCUGUGUGGUUUACGGAUAAUCUGGAAAUAGUGGCGGGCUAUGUCCAGAAUCAAAGCGAGGACUGCCUGUACUUAAACAUUUACGUGCCAACCGAAGACGGUCCGCUCACAAAAAAACACGAUGAAUCCACGAUCAACAGCCCCCGAGACGAAGAUAUCCGGGACAGAAGGAAGAAGCCUGUUAUGCUCUUCAUUCAUGGUGGCUCUUAUAUGGAAGGGACGGGAAAUAUGUUUGAUGCCAGUGUGCUGGCCGCCUAUGGAAACGUCAUUGUCGUCACUAUGAACUACCGCCUGGGUGUGCUUGGGUUCCUAAGUACUGGAGACCAGGCUGCAAAGGGCAACUAUGGCCUAAUGGAUCAAAUCCAGGCCUUACGAUGGCUGAAUGAGAACAUUGGACAUUUUGGGGGUGACCCAGAGCGCAUCACCAUUUUUGGAUCGGGGGCUGGAGCUUCAUGUGUCAAUCUGCUCAUCCUGUCCCAUCACUCUGAAGGUCUGCUCCAGCGUGCCAUUGCCCAGAGUGGAUCCGCCAUCUCCAGUUGGUCAGUCAAUUAUCAGCCUCUCAAGUACACCAAAAGCCUAGCAAAGAAGGUUGGAUGUAACCUACAAGACACGACCGACCUGAUUGAGUGUUUGCGGAAGAAGUCGUACCGGGAGCUGGUGGACCAGGAUAUCCAGCCUGCCCGUUACCAUAUAGCCUUUGGUCCAGUGGUGGAUGGGGACAUGGUAACUGAUGAUCCAGAGAUCCUAAUGGAGCAGGGGGAAUUUCUGAAUUAUGACCUCCUUAUUGGUGUCAAUCAAGGAGAAGGCCUGAAGUUUGUCGAUGAUGGAGGAACAGAAAAUGAAGAUGGGAUCUCCGCAGCCGCAUUCGAUUACACCAUCUCCAACUUUGUCGACAACCUUUAUGGUUAUCCUGAAGGCAAAGACAUCUUACGUGAAACGAUCAAGUUCAUGUACACGGACUGGGCCGACAGAGACAAUGGGGAGAUGAGACGGAAGACGUUGCUUGCUCUUUUUACUGACCAUCAGUGGGUGGCACCAGCAGUUGCCACAGCUAAGCUUCAUGCCGACUACCAGUCGCCCGUCUACUUUUACACUUUCUACCACCACUGCCAAACUGAGGGCCGGCCCGAGUGGGCAGACGCAGCGCAUGGUGACGAGAUCCCUUAUGUGUUUGGAAUUCCUAUGAUCGGAGCCACAGACCUCUUUCCCUGCAACUUCUCCAAGAAUGAUGUGAUGCUCAGUGCUGUGGUCAUGACCUACUGGACCAACUUCGCUAAAACUGGGGAUCCCAACCUCCCUGUGCCUCAGGACACUAAGUUCAUCCACACCAAGCCAAACCGUUUCGAGGAAGUCAUCUGGACAAAGUUUAACUCCAAGGAAAAACAGUAUCUCCAUAUCGGGCUGAAGCCAAGGGUGCGAGAUAACUAUCGUGCCAACAAGGUGGCCUUCUGGCUGGAGCUGGUCCCGCACCUUCAUAACCUCCACGAAGGCCCUUACACCUCCACCACCCCACGCAUUCCAACUGGCUCCAGGCCGACAUGGAUUAAAGGCCCCAGCUCUAGCCGGCACCCCUACCCAACGCUGCCCAUCGAUGAUGACGAAAGGCCGGACCGCCCUCCCUACCCGCAGUUCCCUGGGGACACUCGGGAUUAUUCCACAGAGCUCAGCGUCACGGUGGCCGUGGGCGCCUCGCUGCUCUUCCUCAACAUUCUGGCUUUCGCUGCCCUCUACUACAAGCGGGAUAAGAGACACGAACUGCGGCGGCGCCUAAGCCCCCAGAGGAACCCAGCCAACGAUCUCGCCCACAGCCAGGAGGAAGAGAUCAUGUCCCUGCAGAUCAAGCACUCGGAGCACGAGACCCACGACUUGGAGCCUCUGCGGCCCCACGAGAUCCUACGACCUGCCUGCCCCCCGGAUUAUACGCUGGCACUGCGUAGGGCCCCUGAUGACGUGCCUCUAAUGACUCCCAACACAAUCACCAUGAUACCAAGCACUAUCACUGGCAUGCAGCCUCUCCAUGCGUUUAAUACUUACCCUGCCACUGGGCAUAAUAACACCCUCCCGCACCCGCACUCCACGACCAGGGUAUAGCCACUAGACUCCGACUUCAGAGACCCUUUAUUUCGUAUUCUGGAGGAUAUGUACAGGACCGCCUUUUUUAUCUGCAGACCAAAGCAGAUCUUUUCUGCUUUUUCUGGAACUUUUUUUUUUUUUUUGAUUUUCUGUUUUUUUUUUUUUUUGGCCAUAUAAAUUUUUAUUUUUUUCUUUCUCCCUGGUUAUACGUAUCACCCUGCCCCCCGACCCCUAUAUCCAUUAUGUUUUUGAGACCAGACCAGAUGAAAGAAAUAUUUUUGAAAAAAAAAUAUAUAUAAGGGAUCUAAACAAACAAACAAAAAAAAAAAAAACAUUGUGCUAGUGUUUGACAAAGGUUUUGACUUGUGCAUGUUUGCCAAAAAACAAGAUAAAAAACAAGAAUUUUGUAAAAAAUAAUAAUAAUAUUGAAGAGAUGCAUUUGGUAUCACCCGCUUUGUCUCCUUCUAGAUAAAGGCUUGUUAGGGACUGCAGCAGGAAACCCUUAUCUAAUUCUAAUUGCCCCCACAUUCUCUGGUGUUUUAGCUUUUCAUUUUUAAUCUUGUGCAUUGGUUUUUAUUCAUUUUAUUCUCUUUUUUUUCAGUUUCAGCAGCUACCUGUCUAUCAUGGACUGUUUUUUUUUCCAGAUUUGAGUUAAUUGGGCCCAAAAAUACACGGUAAAGGCGAGCCUAUCAUUUGGAUAGACCAGCAUUCUUGGUGCCAAGGAUUUUCAUUCCAGCCUUUACUUUUUUUCUGGGAAUGGUGGGGGGUGGGGGGGGGUGGUAUGUAAUGAUAUUCAGGCCAUAGAAUUAGCUGCAGAUUUUGUUUUUGAAGUGCCAAACUUAUUAAUCUUGUGUUUGUUUGUUUUUUUUCAUUCAAAAGAGGUAAAAAAAAAUAACAAAGGAUUGCUCUUGUUUUAAUAUAUGCAUGGAAAUAUUCUUAAAGGAGAAAAGGCAGGGAGUUAUGCUUCACUUUAAAUUAAUAACAUGGACACGUUUACUUCCCUCGAGGUUAAUCAAGUUAUGGUUGGGAAUUUUGAUUAUAUAGUUUGUUUUUUUUCAUAUUUGCUACCCAUUCUUGGCCAUUUUUAUGGCUUAGCUGAUGAAUGUUGGAUGAGAAUCAAAGGGCAACUGAACAGACUAAUCUAGUGUCCCUUAAGAUUGAUUUCAUGGUUACGGAAUAUGUAAUGAACGAGUACAAAAAAAUAUUUGGGAUGUUAAAAACAACACAUAAGCACGUGUGUGCACUUAUGUCAUUUCACAGUGUGCAGGUUUGGUUUGCAUACCAGAACAAGAGAUAUAGCAGAGCUCGAGAGAGUCCUUAGAAGAGCAAGUCGGCUGUUUCAGGACUGCAGGAUAAGCUAAAAAAAAAGGACUGGCCAAAGGAGCUGAAGGUUUUGAAUUUACAGUGUUUAAAAUGAGGAGAGGUCUUAGUAGGUGGGAUAACCACUGAUCGUCUAAAAUGAGCUCUUCACCCCAAAACUGGCUAAGGGGACAUUUCACACAAACAUCGACAUUUAUUUGCUUAGCAAAUCCUUUUAUCCAAAGCAACUUACAAAACAACAACAUUUAUUUCCAUAGCACAUUUUCAUACAAGCAUAAUUGUGUCUGUUAGAGGACAAGGGUACAAAGUUGAUCGCCACAAUGUAGUAAAGUCUUUCUUCACACAGAGACUUGUCACAUAGAAUAAGUUACCCAGUGCUAUAGAAGGUAAUAAAUCUCUUGAUUAAAUUUUGAAAUGUUAGGUGACUAGAAAAUAGUCUCCUUUGUGGUCCAGAAUGACCUGCUCUCGUCCAAAUUGUUGUGAUACUCUAAUGAUAUUUUUAUUAAAUAAACUAAAACCGCUGACCCACAAUAUACUUCUGGUGCCCCACGUGGGAAUGCCCGAAGUAGUGGAUGCAGCCAGGAAAAUAUCUAGGAACUUGCCAGGAAGACCACAAAAUGUCUACACUUGCAAAGCACAGUGAAGGGUCUCUGCCACUCUGAAUUGUGUAAGUGGGAACACAUGCAGGACAGAUCAUUAAGAAUUAUACUUUACCAGUAUACCAGCCAGCUGAACUGUAUGUCUGACAUGAUUUUCGGCCAAAAACAAAACAGUUCAAGAUGGCAAAAUUAACAAUGUCCAUUGUAUGAAAUAAACUCAUAAACGGCCUACCCUGACAUCAUCAUUCACAAGCAGGAGCCCAUUUUAGAUUGGACACCAGAAAAACUCAAUCACACACCUGCACUCACUCAUACUGGGAAAUCUUACUUUACACAACCCUUAGCUUUUUAUUUUUUUACCCAUAUACAUUAUAUAUAUACAUGCAUAUAAAAAAAAUAUUCAGAUAGAGAGAUCAUAGAGUGUUGGGAUCAUAUGGAAUUCCCUAUUUAUUGUCCAGGGAAUUAGAAAAAAAUAGCACAAAUACUAAAUAUGGCUUUGUAACCAAAACUUUUGUUUCUGAGGUGAGGUCCGAGCUCAUUGUUAGCUUCUAGCCAGCAUGCUCUUUAAACGGAGCAGGAGAUGGGGCUACCAAUGAUCUUCCUGAAGUGACAUCAGGAUACCUCUGGUAGGAUCUCCUCCAUUUUACGACAGGAAAUGGAAAAGAGUUUAGCGCCGGCAUCAACUUUUAGAUCAUCUUCCUGUUUCCCCUAACAACAACUUGUGAGUGAUUAUAUAUACAUACAGAGAAAAUGAAACUUUUCUUUAAUUCCUAAGCUUUCAGCUCCUAUCAGGAGUCAUCAUCAGAGGAAAACGGACGUACAGGAAUCCAAGGCAAUAUGUAGCAAAUAAGGAGUGGAAUGCAGGUGGAUGUAGA